AUUUAAAACAAAGUAAAAGAAUUUUAUUAACCGGUUUUCAAAAUUUAUCAUGACUUUGUAUUCAAAUAUUAUAAUUUUUUUUAAUGAAGAAUUCGUACUGCGGUAAUUUAAUUAUUUAAAAAAAUUAAAAUUGCAAUUAUAAAUAAUAGUAAAUUAUAAAUUAAGUCCCAAAAAAAAUAAUUAUAAUAAUUUAAUUAAUUAAUUAUUGAUAAUUAAAAAUGGAUAUUGACGUGCAUCCGUUGACGAACAAUCCAACAGAAGCUUGGUCAGAAUUAUCACAGCAUCAGAAAGUUAUUAAAAUAAAUGCAAAACCACCUGCAGCCGAAGCUCCAACUAACAAAUUAAGAGUCGUCUGUAUGAGUGACACCCAUUCAUUGACACCAUUCAUCAAAUUCGAUAUACCACCGGGUGACAUAUUUAUUCAUGCUGGUGAUUUUACUAAAUGCGGAAGCUUGCAAGAAGUCAUUGACUUCAACACUUGGAUUGGCAAUUUACCUCAUAAACACAAAAUAGUUAUAGCGGGUAACCAUGAGCUGAGUUUCGAUUCAACAUUUACUCAUCCAUUUACUCCUAAAAAUGUUGGAGACCGACACAAACACACCGGGACAAGUAUUUUAGACGGCAUCCCAACUCUAGGAAUGUCUAAAGACACGUUAGCUGAAGCUAUCCAGACUAAAAAUAUUAAAAAUUAUCUUACUAAUUGUACUUAUUUAGAAGACUCGGAAGUAACUUUAUACGGGAUAAAAAUCUACGGGACCCCUUGGCAACCGGAGUUCUGUAAGUGGGCAUUCAAUGUCCCGAGGGGUGGUCCCUGUCUAUCAAAAUGGGACUUGAUACCCGCGGACACAGAUAUUUUAAUCACACACACCCCGCCCAUUGGUCACGGGGACUUGUGCUGCAGUGGAGUGAGGGCUGGAUGUGUCGAGUUGCUGACGAGUGUACAGAAAAGAAUAAAACCAAAGUAUCAUGUCUUCGGACACAUACACGAAGGGUACGGAAUAUCAUCGGACGGAAAAAUAAUUUACAUAAAUGCAUCGACAUGUGAUCUAAAUUAUUUACCAAGCAAUCCUCCAAUUGUUUUUGAUAUAACAUUACCACCAGGUGUAGAAAAAACGUCCGAUUAAUUAUAAUUAAUUAAAUUUACAGGGUAUUUGUUACAAUCGACUAGUCUAGAAGAUUUGAUUUAUUUUAUUCAAAUCAGUCAGUAAAAAUUGCCGGGAAAAGUAGAGCUAGAAUAAAUAAUUUCUUUUUUUUUAUUCAAAUCACGUAUGGAAAUAAAAUUAAAAAAAUUUUUACUUAAAAGUCCUCCCCCCACCCCUCAAAAUUUUUUAUCUCCGGCAAUUUCUACUGAUUAAAUAAAAAUGACCAAAAUUAAUGGAGUGUAUUUUUUAAAAGUGCCAAGAACUAAGACUAGAAUUAGUUUUUGGAGUGAUAAAAAAUUAAAUAUCAUUUUAAUUGUAAUUAAUUAUUAUUAAUUAAAGCUUGAGCUUAAUCUGUGAUUUUUUUAAGCAUCGCUUGCACAACUAUAGUUUUAUUUAUUUAUUUAUUAACACCGGCACACAAAAAAAAAUAAAUUCUCUGUACUUUUGACGGGACCGAUUUAUUCUUAUGUAUUUUGACCCGCUGAAUCCGAAUCCGAGGUCCGUUUAACCCGUACACCCUCAGAUUUUUAGAAAACUUUAAAAAACCUCAAAAAUACACAAAAAUCGAACGUUUUUUAAAUUUAUAAAUUUUUUUAACUCUAACUAAGCAUGAUUUUUAUGUAUUUCGGUCCUCCACAUACUGACCUGAAGUUUAUUUAAAACAUUAGCCAUUUAAAGUCUGAGUAAAUUCCAAAAAACCCAAAAAAAUUGCAAAUUUUAGGGGAUAGAUAUAAGCGGAGAACGAAUUAAUAUUGAAAUAACGUUUCUAUAAAGAUUUUUUGAAGCAUAUUAAAAUUUUUUUAUGUUUUAGGCCAAAAUAUUUUUUAUAUAUAUAUCACAGAUCGAACAGUAUGAUUUCUUUUAUUUAUUUCAAAUUAAAAAUUGAUUUUUGUUAUACCAAAUUUUAUUUUUUCGAUUUUUUGGGAAUUUUUGCCAUUUAUUUAAAAUUUUAGAGAUGUCUGAGCCAUGGAUGUUCGAGAAUUAUGUGACAGAUAAACAUACAUGAAAAUAAUUAUUUAUUUAGCCGUAUAAAAUUUUUUUCAUCACAAUACUAAGAAUUUUUUUGCAAUUUUUUGGGGUUUUUUGGAAUUUACUCAGACUUUAAAUGGCUAAUGUUUUAAAUAAACUUCAGGUCAGUAUGUGGAGGACCGAAAUACAUAAAAAUCAUGCUUAGUUAGGGUUAAAAAAAUUUAUAAAUUUAAAAAACGGUCGAUUUUUGUGUAUUUUUGAGGUUUUUUAAAGUUUUCUAAAAAUCUGAGGGUGUACGGGUUAAACGGACCUCGGAUUCGGAUUCAGCGGGUCAAAAUACAUGGGAAUAAAUCGGUCCCGUCAAAAGUACAGAGAACUUAUUUUUUUUUGUGUGCCGGUGUAAUUAAUUAAUUAUUGAAAAUAGUCAAUAAAUAAAUUUUGUAAAUUUGAAAGGAAGGAUAAUAAAAUAACUGCGAUUUAUAAUAAAACAAUUGUAUUUUAUAAUGUACAACAGAAUAAUUAUGUUGUUUCGUUAUAAUUAUCAAUUACUUAAUUAGAAAAAAAAAAAAAUGGGGCUUUAAAAAAAAUGUAUUAAAUGGAUACGAAAUAAUGCCACUGUUUAUAUUCAGACUCGUAUUGCCUAUCUUUGUACUUUAUACCUUUUAAACAGUAAAAUAAUAAUUAAAAAAAUAGUAAUGAUCAAUUAACUCAGUUAAUUAAAGAGUAAAAAAAAAUAAACGAAUUUUGAUCUUUUUUAUUUAAAUGUUUUUUUAAAAUAUUUAUUUAAUA
Messenger RNA from Microplitis mediator, 2900 nucleotides. Its product is annotated as metallophosphoesterase domain-containing protein 1. NCBI's taxonomy places the organism in Eukaryota, Metazoa, Arthropoda, Insecta, Hymenoptera, Braconidae. Gene Ontology annotation, molecular function: hydrolase activity. The coding region runs from base 219 to 1124 and encodes 301 amino acids. The transcript has 6 exons. The record is from RefSeq and is a predicted model, not a curated record.